GUUUGACAAGUUAAAAAAAAGAGAAAAAGAAAAGAAAACUCGACCACGCCCAAACAACUACUAUGAAUCUUUGUAUUAAGUAACAAGUAUAAUUUUCUUAUACUACAUUAUACACCCAGCCCCUUUUCCAGCCCCUUUUGAGUUUCUUUCUUAUUCGACUCGCAAGAUCUGGCCUAGCAACUUUCAUAGUUGGUCUAGGAAUAUUACAUUAACCAUUUAAAACGGGAGGGCAAAUGUAACAUCCCGCAAACGCAUGGACAUGGCUGCCAAUACUGCAUAUCCGGGCUUGGUAUUGAAUGCCUCCGUGUUCUCACCGGAAGGCUUACUGUUAUAUCUGACGCCGCUUAGCGCAUCCAAUUCCCUCAGGCUAGCUAAUAGUUUCUCUUAUCCCCUCCCCUGCGUGCCCCUUCAUUUCCUGUUUCUUAAACUCCUAUUUAAUGUUAUUAUUGCCACCGACUCUGACAAGGCCGGGGGACCUCUAUCGUUAAUAUUUGCCCUGCCGAGUUUCGGACGUACGCGCUACCCUCAAAACAACAAACAUACCUGUUUAAUUAAGUUCUCACCGCUCUGACAUGGCAGACGAGUAUCGCAGCAUCCCUUCUAAGCAUCCCCUGC
Daldinia caldariorum is the source of this 615-nucleotide messenger RNA. RefSeq lists its product as uncharacterized. Bases 254 to 571 code for a protein of 105 amino acids. NCBI's taxonomy places the organism in Eukaryota, Fungi, Ascomycota, Sordariomycetes, Xylariales, Hypoxylaceae. The transcript is spliced from 2 exons. The record is from RefSeq and is a predicted model, not a curated record.